GGCGAAGAGGCGCUGUUGUUACCGUGCUUAGCAGGAAGCUCGUCGUCUCCGCGGGGCGCACGGGAGAAGCGUAGCAGGCGGAACAGACACAGUUCGUCGUCGGAUAAAGACACCUUGGCCUCCCCAGUGUGACUGAUACAGAGCAUAUGGAGCCUUUCUGUCAGCUGACUGUGCUUUGAGGAGGAGGCAGUAGAACGUGUCGUGUCAUAUGAUUGGGCCAUCAUCAAGGAAUUAUUAGCACCCAGUCCCCAUCAGCCAGCAGUCACAGCCAGAGAAUAAUUUCAGAUCUGCAGAUCGUGGCCGAGUCACUCAUUCAGCUCUGUCACCUCAGAGUGAGGUUUAAAUCCACUGACCAACUUGACCUGUGUGUGGAUAUUAGUGUGCCUGUGUGGGUUUCAUCACACAGACUUGCAGGUUUGGUGAAAUAAUAUUCUGAAUUGCCCUUAUGUGUUAAUGUGUGUGUGACAGACUGGCCACCUGUCCUGGUUGUACCCUGCCUCUCACCCAGUGUGUGCUGGGAACAGUUCCAGCCUCCCAUGACCCUGAACAGGAUAAGCGAUUUAGAGAAUGGAUGGAUGGCUCCGGUUGCCUCUCACAUACUAAUUGUGUGCAUGAUAGGACACAGGAGAAUGGGUAACAACAGUGGGGACUUCAACCAUUUCCCUGAUGAUCCCGAGUUUGCAGAUAUCAUCCAAAGGGCUGAACAAGCUAUUGAGAAUGGCGUCUUUCCAGAGAGGAUUUCCCAGGGUUCCAGUGGGAGCUACUUUGUCAAAGACCCAAAAGGGAAAAUUAUUGGUGUUUUCAAACCAAAGUCAGAGGAGCCUUACGGUCACCUGAACCCCAAAUGGACCAAAUAUUUUCACAAGCUGUGCUGUCCGUGUUGUUUUGGCCGAGGCUGCUUGUUGCCUAACCAGGGUUACCUCUCAGAGGCCGCUGCCUCACUGGUUGAUACCAAGCUCGGCCUGGGAGUGGUGCCGAAAACAAAGGUGGUGUAUUUGGCCAGUGAGACGUUUCACUACAGUGCCAUCGAUAGAGCCAAAUCCAGGGGGAAGAAGUACGCUUUAGAGAAAGUCCCCAAGGUGGGACGACGCUUCCACAGAGUGGGCCUGCCACCAAAGGUGGGCUCGUUUCAGCUGUUUGUGGAGGGUUACCGCGAGGCAGAUUACUGGCUGCGGCGCUUCGAGGCAGAGCCUCUGCCAGAGAACAUCAGGAAGCAGCUGCAGUCACAGUUUGAGCGGCUGGUAGUGUUGGACUACGUCAUCAGAAACACAGAUCGAGGAAAUGAUAACUGGUUGAUCAAGUAUGAGAAGCCAGGAGAAGAAGGAGAAGAGGAGGGACAAAAGGAUGCAGAGUGGCCAGAGAAUAGUUCCGACUCCUGCAUGAAGAUCGCAGCAAUCGACAACGGCUUGGCCUUCCCCUUUAAACACCCGGACGAAUGGAGAGCCUACCCGUUCCACUGGGCAUGGCUCCCCCAGGCUAAGGUGGCCUUCUCCCAGGAGACCAGAGACCUGGUGCUGUCCCGCCUCUCUGACAUGAACUUUGUCCAGGACCUCUGUGAGGACCUCUAUGAGAUGUUCAAGACAGAUAAAGGCUUUGAUAAAACCAUGUUUGAGAGACAGAUGUCUGUCAUGAGGGGACAGGUGCUGAACCUGACCCAAGCGCUGAAGGACGGUAAGAGCCCCAUCCAGCUGGUGCAGAUGCCCCGGGUGGUAGUGGAGCGCAGUCGCUCAGGCGGCCAGGGACGCGUGGUCACACUUGGCAACGCCUUCACACAAACCUUCCACUGCAAGCGCCCCUUUUUCUCCUCUUGGUAGUCAGAGACGAGCGAGGAGGUCAGCUGAGGAGAGGCUUCUGCAACAGCUCUUUUUUUUGUCCUGAAGUCAGGAAGCAAGGGAGAGGAUGUGAAUAUCGCACUGGAGACUGCUCAUAUUUCUUUGGCAAGAGAAGAAAUGAAGACACAGAUGAUAGAAAGUAAGAUGAAGAAACUUGGCUGCGGCCCAUUCCUCAUUUUGUAAAGAGAGCUCAGAGAAGCAUGGGAGCUGGAGAGAUUGGCAUCCCAGUGUCUCCUAGAGACCUUGGGGCUGUUUGUGGUUACCAUGGCGACUUGAUUGGAUAAUCGGCUUUUCCACAGAGGUGGGCUUUGUUUAUUGUUAGGAGGCAGAAAGGAUUUUUUUUUCUACCCACCCAAAGUACCUACUGAAGUCUCUUGCAGGGUCUCUUGGUGGGGCUAAUGGCCAAAGAAGAAGUACUUAGAAACCACAAACAGAUCUGUGGUCCAGUAUGUUUGGGAAUCUUAAGGACUGGUUUCACAGAUCUCUCCAGAAAGUGAUUUUUAAAAAUCUGGGGCAGGUCUGGGAUAAAGUCCCAAACUAUUUGCUUUGCCUUGUAGGAUUACUUGUUAAAAUAUAGAUGUGCACUCGCACUGCUGGAAGUGUUUGACUGGUUGUACAGAACUGGGUCAGACUGCUCUUUUAGCCAGUGUUAGUUUUCAAAACCACAAACCCAGUAUCUUCAACUCUCACUACUGCCAAAAUCUGUUUGUGGAAGGAAUCUUUAAGAGGCUCAAUAAAAUGAGUAUUGUUGAAACUUGAAUAUGAAAUUUGGGGAAAGAGGACUAGUAAUAAACACAUUGCUUGAAUGUAAUCUGUUUACGGUUUCUAUACAGAUUCUUGCUCCGAAACAUUUCAAUACGAGUGAAUGCUGUCAAAAUUACUUUGUUUUUUUCGUAACAAUGAAUGUAUUUGUUAUUUGACAUGUAUUUAAUUGCUGGCAAGCAGCUUUCUCUUGAACCUCGUGGCAUGGCGGAUGGCACCUCGUCCCUGCCCUUUAUAUUACGUUAUAUGAAGAGGAAAAAGAAAACUGAGGACAAUAUUUCACACUUGCUCGAUGCCGUUGUGUUUUCUUAUGUAUGCAUCUUGAAAUUUUUAUUCCAACUCAAUGAUUGUAUGAGAAAAGUUGUAUAUUUAACAAAUGAAAAAUAAAAUUUGGGAAAUUUGAA
Epinephelus lanceolatus (giant grouper) is the source of this 2998-nucleotide messenger RNA. The record is from RefSeq and is a predicted model, not a curated record. NCBI's taxonomy places the organism in Eukaryota, Metazoa, Chordata, Actinopteri, Perciformes, Serranidae.